AUGUCUUCUCAAGAUCUUGAAAGUGCGCUUUCAAAAUUUAAAAUACUCAACAGAGAACAACUCGAAGAUUGUACUCCACACGAACUUUAUACAUUACAACAAGCUUUACAAAUCAAAAACUAUGGUGGUUUUGAUAUUGUUGGAACUUUACCUCUUGAACUUUCUGUAAAAAUUUUUGAAUAUCUUAAUUGUAAAGAUCUAUGCGCUUGCCGAGAGGUAUGCCAAAGAUGGAGAAGCAUUACAAAAGAUCCCACUAUAUGGAGGGCAAAAUGUUUAGAAAUUCUCUACUGUGAUAAAGGAUCAAUCUCAGAAAAUGAUAUGAAAGAUAUUCCAAAAGAGGGCUGGGAAAAAUUAUGUAGAAAAUUAUAUCGACGAGAGGUUAACUGGAAUAAUGGAGGGGUUCAAAGAGUUAGAUUUUUAAAAGGACAUAGGGAUCGUAUAACCGAUUCGAAAUUAAAAGGUAAUAUUCUUGUCACUGGAUCAGCAGAUAGAACAGUGCGAAUUUGGAACGUUGAUACCGGCCAAUGUGAACAUGUAUUUACUGGAAAUGUUUUUAGUUGUGUUGAUUUUUUACCUGAAGAAAAAAUCAUUGCUGCUUCUACUUAUUUCCGCAUGGAAACUAAAGAGUUGUUAGGCGAGUUUAAUGGCCAUGUGACUGCUGUAAGAUGUAUCAGUUUAUCGAAAUCUUUUAUCGCGUCUUGUUCUUUUGAUGGGAGCGUAAUUGUUUGGAACUGGAAAUCUGGUGAGAAAAUUGCGACAAUACCAGCAGAUUCAAUUGCAGUUCGAAUAUUUGAUACCACAAUUUUAUCACUUAGUAGUCAAAAAAUCGAAGCAUAUGAUAUAAAUAAUGGAACAUGCAUUUUUUCAUCUCCAUUUGAAGAAGGGCUUAUAGGCUGGUCCUAUAUCCAAAAUUAUUUAUCGUCAAUAGAAAACCCACAUGAUGAAAUUUAUGGUCAGAUGUUAUCAUCACUAUCUAUGAUUAAGGGAUUAAGCCAUUAUUCUUCAGUUCGUGUAUUUGAUUUCGAUACGCGUAAAAAUAGAUUUGUGCGCAUAGAUGGGCAAAUGCCAUCAGCUGUUUUAUGGUUGACCUUGUUCGGUUAUAAUUAUAGGUCAAAGAUGAUAGAAUAUCCUUGUAAUGAAAAUUCUAUGGAUUUAGAUAUUAACAAGGAAAUCUUUAGAACCAUUAAUGUGGAUUGCCGUCGUAUUGUAGCUGGAUGUUUAAGUGGAAUUAUUGUUCUUUUAGAGUUUGAUGAAAAUUAA
Molecule: messenger RNA, 1260 nt
Organism: Dentiscutata erythropus
Lineage: Eukaryota; Fungi; Glomeromycota; Glomeromycetes; Diversisporales; Gigasporaceae
Source: the annotation of a GenBank genome assembly